This is a messenger RNA of Aphanomyces astaci, 4009 nucleotides long. RefSeq lists its product as hypothetical. The record is from RefSeq and is a predicted model, not a curated record. Gene Ontology annotation, biological process: transmembrane transport. Gene Ontology annotation, cellular component: membrane. The transcript has a single exon. Gene Ontology annotation, molecular function: ABC-type transporter activity; ATP binding; ATP hydrolysis activity. Lineage: Eukaryota; Oomycota; Saprolegniomycetes; Saprolegniales; Verrucalvaceae. The coding region runs from base 1 to 3957 and encodes 1318 amino acids.
AUGGGAACUACCAAGGACGUCACCUCGGCCGCGAGUGGGUCCACCUUCCAGGCGCUGGCAUCCCCGGCUUUGAAUGAACUUCCCAUGCAGUGGAGCCAGCGCCCGCACCCGAUCGUGAAUGCCAAUUGGUUUAGCCGCGCACUGCUCUUGUGGUUCGACCCCCUUGUGCUCAAAGGGGCCAAGGACGCACUCACGGAAGACGAUGUGUGGCACCUGGCGCCUCCAGAUACUGCUGCCGUUCUCCAAGCGCGGUUCCAAGGGGCGUGGACAACUGCCAAACAAACGACAUCGUCGCCGUCGUUUUUCCGCGCGUUGCUGCGAACGUUCCGCCGCGACAUUGGCGUCGUAUUGGCGCUGUACACGGCCAGCAGCGUGCUCAUUCUACUGCAACCCGUCGUGAUCAAGUCGUUGCUCCAGUUUCUCACGACCGAGUCGGCGACAGCGGUGACUGACCUCGGGAUAUCCAGCGGAUACGUCCUGGCUGCGCUCUUGACGCUGCUAUCGUUUGGGUCAGUGACCAUCAUGGAUCUCGGCAUGGUCUUCGCGGGGAGGCUGGGCUGCAACGCCAAGGCCAUCGUGAUGGACUUGGUCUUCCUCCACUCACUCUCGGGACACCAGUCAUGUACUUCGUCUGGGGACUUGGUCACGCUGGCGUCGGUGGAUUCCACGCGGCUGUUCAUGUGUGGGCUCUGGUUCAUGUGGACGUUUCUGUCGCCAGUGAUGGUGCUGGUCAUCUUUGUCAUGAUUGGGUUCGACUUGGGGGCGUGGCCAGCUAUUGCAGGGGCAGCGGUCAUGGUCGCGCUCAUGGCGUUUGGCGUGCUGGAAGGCCGGGCGGUGGGGGCCAUUCAAAAGGACAUCCUGGUCGUGCAAGGCGAGCGCGUCAAGUUCACGAACGAGCUGCUGCAGGGCGUACGCGCCGUGAAAAUGUACGGCUGGGAGGCAUCGUUGCAGGCGCAUGUUGAAGCUAUGCGGGGUCAAGAGCUAUCGUUGCUCAAGGCGUACCAUUACCGCCGCCAAGUAUCGUCCAUUGCGCUUCUAGUGGCGCCAGUGCUGUCGCUCGCGCUGUGUCUUGUUGUGUACGUCGCCCAGGGUUCUCGACUCACCCCUCCGCUUGCGUUCAUCACGCUGGCAUAUGUGAAUGCCGCCCGAACGCCAUGCAGUUCAUUUUCGUUUUCCAUCAUGAACUUGUUUGACGCGCUUCAUUCAAGUCACCGCAUCGAUGCCUUCUUGGCUUCGUCCUCGACCACCACCAUUUCAACCGACACGCCUGCAUCGUCAGCUCCCUCACCCUGUCCUGCCCCAAAUAAUAUGUCGUCAAAACCCCCCUCCACCCCCCCCCUCAUCCACAUGCAGUCGGCGUCGUUUCAAUGGAAAAAACCAUCGGCCGAAGCUGUGGACAACUCCCCCGAGCAUGCGUUGAAGCACAUCAACAUCGUAGUAGACUCGAUGCCAUCCUUGACGAUCGUGGUGGGGUAUGUUGGCAGCGGCAAGUCGUCGCUGCUCAGUGCCAUGUUGGGCGAUCUCCAUCUCGCGUCGGGGGGCUGCCACGUCACGGCCCGUAGCGUGGGCUACUGCAGCCAAGACCCAUGGCUUCAAAACUCCACCAUUCGCGACAACAUUGUGUUUACCGACCAAGUCGACAACACCCCCCGGUACAACCGCGUGAUGUCGGCGUGCCACCUCGAGGCUGAUCUAACGUCGUUGGCAGGGGGCGAUUCGACCGAAAUCGGCGCGCGGGGGGUCACGCUGAGCGGCGGCCAGAAGGCCCGCGUGGGGCUGGCGCGAGCCGCCUACAAAGACGCGGACUUGUACCUGCUGGACGACCCCCUCAGCGCUCUCGACGCCGCCGUCGCCACCACCGUCUUCCACGAGUGCAUCCGGAACCUCCUUAGCCGAACCCGCCCCGUCGUCCUCGUAGUCAAUAGCCACUACCACCUCCUUCCCUUUGCCGACCGCGUGCUAGUCAUGGACAACGGCGCGAUCGUUGGAGAUGGAUCGCUCGAGUCGCUGGCAUCGACGGCUUUUCCCCACCUCUUCUCCAGUCCAUUGUCGAGCGCCGCUUCCGUGUCGACCGAUUCGAUGACACCGUCCAGUGCUACAGCAGAAUCCACAGCAACAAUAGCAGUAGCAUCAACGUCGUUGGUCGUGGCCGAAGAGCGCAAGGUCGGCCACGUCACCAGUCAAACGUACUUGACGUACUUUCAAGCGUCGGGGUGGAAUGGCUUGGGGGUGGCGAUGAGUGUGCUCGUCGUUUUUGUCCUCGCCCAAGCAUGCUUGGUACUCAUGGACUGGUUUGUGGGCUUCUGGGCAUCAUCUUCGCCUUUUUUGACCACGGUUCCUUCCAACAAUAAUACCACGUACGCUGGUAUCUACGUUGCCCUAUCGGUGCUCGCGCUAGGCCUUGUGCUCGGGCGCAGUCUGUACGUGCUGCACUUUAUCCUGCUCUGCUCCAAGCACCUCCACGCAGCGAUCCUCCACAACGUCCUGCACGCCCCCGUCCCUUCGUUCUUUGACGUCACCCCCGUCGGCCGCAUCCUCAACCGGUUCUCGGCGGAUCUCUCCACCGUCGACAACAUGGUGCCGAUGCUCGGGCUUCACAUCUUAGGGCUGGUGUUUCAAAUCGUUGCGUCGCUCGUCGUGUGUGCUGCCACGUCACCGUACAUUUUGCUGCUGUACAUACCCCUCGGGUAUGUGUUUAGCAAACUCCGGUUCAUCUACAGCCUCACGUCAACCCAGCUCAAGCGUCUGGACGCAACGUCGCGGUCCCCGGUGCUCAAUCUACUCACCGAGACCUCGGGCAACGGUGGCGGCACCACCAUCCGGGCGUUCCAUGCCGAGGAUGCUUUCCAGUCCAAGGCACGCGCGGCCAUCGACUGCAACCAGCGGUUCGAUCUCACGCAUUUCAUUUCGACCAAGUGGUUCCAGAUGCGCCUCGACUGGGUGUCUGUGGGGGUCGUGGGGGGCGUGGCGUUCCUGGCAGUCGCGACCAAACACUCGAUGGGCGGCGUCACCGCCGCGGGCUUGGCGCUAACGUAUGCUAUUCAACUCACGAUUGUCUUGUCCCGCACUACGAUGGAGUACACGUACAUGGAGAACGUCAUGACGAGUGCGGAACGAUUAGAACAUUACAACGACUUGGAGAAAGAAGGAGUCAUCACCCAGUCGUUACCUUCUUCAACCAUUCAGCCGUGUCCAGGGCAUGAAACUGCCCUGGCUGACUGGCCAUCGCAGGGCGCGGUGACGUUUGCAAACUACUCGAUGCGGUACCGCGCCGGGUUGGAGCUGUCGUUGCAACACGUGAGCUUGAGCGUCCGGGGGGGGGAGAAGGUUGGCAUCUGCGGGCGGACGGGGGGCGGCAAGUCGUCGCUCCUGGCGGCGCUCUUCCGGACGGUGGAAGCAGCUAGUGGACGCAUCAUGAUUGACGGCGUGGACAUUGCGACUGUCGACUUGGCGACCCUUCGGUCGAGACUGACCAUUAUUCCGCAGGACCCGGUGGUGUUCAGCGGGUCGGUGCGGUUCAACUUGGACCCAACUCUGACGACAGACGACGCCGAGUUGUGGCAUGUGCUGCGCCAAGUGCACUUGGCCGACGUGGUCGGGCUCGACUAUGACGUGGCAGAACACGGAGCCAACUUGUCUGGUGGCCAGAGGCAGUUGCUGUGCAUUGCACGCGCGUUGCUCCGCAAGUCCAAGGUGGUCGUGCUGGACGAAGCCACGGCCAACAUCGACGGCGACACGGACCGGCUCAUCCAGGACACGCUGCGGGCCAACUUUCACCACGACAACGUCACCAAGCUCGUGAUCGCCCACCGCGUCCACACGAUUCUCGACAGCGACCGCAUUUUGGUGCUCCAGGACGGGUCCGUCGUCGAGUUUGACACGCCCGUCGCCCUCCUCGCGAUCGAAAACGGCGUGUUCAAAGCAUUGGCAGCACACGCUGGGGCGACUUUGCCGUAGUCAUAUACUUUAGGAUGGAUUUUUAUUCAUGAAUCAACGUGAUUAUAGUGCA